GAUAGACAUCACGUCGAGCCUUGAGUGCCCGCGGCGCGAACGUUGAACUGACACUGAUUUGUCGCGGUGUGUCGGUCUGUUUGUUAGACCCACCCGAAGAAAAGAGAAAGAGAAAAGGUACAUACUUGCAUAACAUGCGAAUAGGGCAAUUUGAAAAGGAGAGUGUGCGAGACGGACGGAGAAGGCGGUGCGUGGUUUUGGACGAAGAACGUUAGAUGCUGGAGACUGGAAAUGAAGUCCGGAUGUAGUGGAUCGGCUGAGUUGGAAUGAAAAAUAAGAGAAGAAAUGAAUUUGUCAUUUCUACUAAUGGAUAUGCAAUAUGGAAGAGACAUGCCUGGAUUUACAGACAUUUUCUGUAAAGACAAGUAGUUUCAGAAAAGAACUGUAAUAAUAGGAAAGGGGACAAUUCUGUACUAUGUAGUGACAUCCUUUUCGUAUAUGCCAUGGAGAAGUAUUUGGAUAUAAAGGAAGAGGAUGUUGAAGGAGAGUCUGUGCACCAAAAGCAAGAGAGUCUAGACAUUAAGGAGGAGCUGAGUGACUGGUGGCCAAUAGACAUCAAAGAAGAAUUGGGGUCAACGUGUCAUAGCGGUGGUAUACACAAGUAUGACAUUUUACACUUUAUUAAAGAAGACCUUAAAUCAGAGUCUGCCUCUCCGUAUGAGUGUUCAGAUGAAGCAAUGCCUGGAAUAGACUUCACUCCUGGUAGGGACAUCGCACCACAGAAUCAUUCUGUCCAUGUGAAGUCUGAAGUGAAAAGGACUGACCGAGAAUACUGUUCAAGUUAUUCUGGGAAAGAUUUACAAGAGAGUGGCCACUUAUCCCUGCUUUCAGUUUCCCCAGCCUGUGCUAAAUUAAGGCCACAACAGACUCCACACAAUGAAAACAUGAGGAAACCACCAUCUGAAACAGAGACUUCAAAACCGCACAUUUUUCAGUGUGGUCCUCUGCCUUUUGGCAAACCAACAAGGAUAGAUACGAUCAACCGUCAAAAACAGAUUCAGAAUACAAAUGUGGUCACUUUAAAUGUCUGCCCAGAGGAGGGGACAGUUUUUAAAGGCAUAUCUAAAUACAAAAAUAACUGGAGUCAUAUGAUACAGAAGCCAUAUCGGUGUUCAGAAUGUGGUUCUCAGUUCAUAAGAAAGAGUUGUCUUCAGAGGCACACAAUGAUUCACACUGGAGAGAAGCCAUUUUCUUGUCCUGACUGUGGCAAACGAUUUUUAAGAAUGAGUAAUCUUCAGAGGCACAAAAUGAGUCAUACUGGAGAAAAGCCAUAUUUCUGUUCUGCCUGUGGCAAGCGAUUUGCAUCAAGUAGCAGUAUCCAGAAUCACACAAGAAUUCACUCUGGAGAAAGGCCAUUUUGCUGUUCUCACUGUGGCAAACGAUUCCUACGGAUGCACUGUCUUCAGAGGCACACAAGAAUUCACACUGGAGAGAGGCCAUAUUCCUGUUCUGUCUGUGGCAAACAGUUUAUAAGCAAUACUUGUCUUCAGAAACACACAAGAACUCACACUGGAGAAAAGCCAUAUUACUGUUCUGAUUGUGGCAAACUUUUUAAAACCAGUGACAGUCUUCAGACCCACAAAAGAAUUCACAGUGAAGAAAAGCCUUAUUGCUGUUUUGAAUGUGGUAAACAAUUCUCACGAAUGAGCAGUCUUCAGUGCCACAGAAGAAUUCAUACUGGAGAAAUGCCAUAUUCCUGUUCAGAUUGUGGCAAACUAUUUAAAACUAGUGGGUCUCUUCAGACCCACAAAAGAAUUCACACUGGAGAAAAGCCGUUUGGCUGUUCUAAAUGUGGCAGAGAAUUCUCACGAAAUGGGAGUCUUCAGCGCCACGCAAAAAUUCACAUUGGAGAGAACAACAAUUAACAGGCGAUAAUUGUGCAGUAAAACUUAUCACUCAUAAAAGUAACAACAUAAAAUAAAGUCAAAGUAAGGAUGAUACAAUAAAAAUAUGCUCCACACUUGAUGUAAUAAACUGAAAAAGAAAUAAAGCUCUGGUAUAGGGAGGAUAUUUAUUAAAGCCUGCAUGGAAGCAGGGUCAUCAUGAUAACAACAUUUCAAACUUUAGUACCAUAUUAAGAUAAGUAUUGAAAUUCAGUACUAUUUUUGAUGCCCAAUACAGUAUAUUAUGUAACUCAAUUAAAAACAUGUAUUUACAUAAACUGCAAUUCUGUAUGCAUUUACAUCUUUACAUUUAUUAAGUUAAUAAUAUAAAUUUGUAGUCAUUAAAUGCAAAUACUUCAAGCAGUGCAAUUUUUUGUAAAAGGUAAGAGUAAAGUUCUGUAAACAAUACAAAGGAGUUUAAACCCAUUCAGCAGUUUUUCACAUUGAUGAAAACAAAUACUGUUACAGAGGUAAUACAGUGAAAUGUUACAAAUGUCAUCAAAUGUUAAUUGAAUAAGUAUUUCAAUCUUUUGUAAACAGUAUAUGUAAAAAAAUUUAAAACAGACACUACAUAAACCUUCAAGUAUAAAAAAACAUCAAUGUGGUCUUCUGCAAACAGUUGCUCUGAAAAGUAACACACAAACAGACCACUAACUCACUUAGAGCUUGGCAUAAGUGCAAACAGAGCACAUUGCGUUUUUGUGUAAAUAAACUACACUGUCUUUGCAACUUCCAAAGUUUUUGCAAGAAAGACUGGCAUGUUAACAUGCUCUUCUGUGAGGCCUCUGCAUGCUUUUGAGUCUUGACAAACUAAAUACAACCACUGAAACACAGCUGGAAGUAUAUGAGCAAACAGAGGAGUAGCACUACAGUUUAUGCAAUUGACCGCUGAAAAGUUACAGCGCCUUGCAUUAUAUUUAAAAUGUGAUGAAAUAUCAUUUUAAAAUUGCAUGUAAUAAAAGAAAGUAUCUAUCUAGCCAGCAGCCGUAUCACAUGCACUUCAGAACAGGUCAUCCACCUGAUGCUAAGCUUGUUCAGACCUAGUGAGUACUUGGAUGGAUCGCCAAGCAGGAAAAGCUUGGAGCUGCUGGAAGGGGUGUUGGUGAGGCCAGCAGGGGGUGCUUACCUUGUGGUGUAAAAAUGACACCAUCCUUCAGAUGAGACCUAAAACCAAGGUCCUGACUGUCUGUGGUCAUUAAAGAUCCCUGGACAUCCUUCGUAGAGUGCAUCCCGAUGUCCUGGCAAAAUUGCCCAGCGUGGCCUAGUCAUUCUGAUCCCCCCAAUCAUCCCCUGUCUGUAAUUGGCUGACUGUCUCUCACCACUUGACGACCUAAAUAGCUCAUGUGUGGUUUACUUAUUGGUGCUGUCACAACAUCCAGGUGGAUGCUGCACAUUAUUAGUGGUCGAAGUGGCUCCCCACUCACAAUGUAAAGCGCUAGAUUAUAAAUAAUAAUUCUUUACGUUUAUAUAUCUAUUUUUUGGCACAUGCUCCAAAAAAGGUGUAGUACAGCAGUAGCUGCUGCCAAAGAAAGGGAGAAUAUAUGGAGAAAUAUUGCUGACAAAAUGAAUAUGUAAGACAGUUAAUCAGUAAGUCUGUUCAAAUGUUGUGUAGAAUGACAAUGAUGUUGUUACCUUGAAAUAAUAUACCUGCUCAAAUAAGCAUCACAUUCCAUUUUUGCAAAAUAAAUGCAAUUAAAAA
This is a messenger RNA of Polypterus senegalus (gray bichir), 3582 nucleotides long. RefSeq names its product zinc finger protein 501-like. Bases 444 to 1865 code for a protein of 473 amino acids. The transcript is spliced from 3 exons. Gene Ontology annotation, molecular function: DNA-binding transcription repressor activity, RNA polymerase II-specific. NCBI's taxonomy places the organism in Eukaryota, Metazoa, Chordata, Cladistia, Polypteriformes, Polypteridae. Gene Ontology annotation, biological process: negative regulation of transcription by RNA polymerase II. The record is from RefSeq and is a predicted model, not a curated record.